AUGAAGGAUAUUGGCGAAGUUUCAUCAGUUCUUGGCAUACGUGUAACAAAAGAUGAACUGAAAGGCAUGAUAGCAAUCGAUCAAUCGCAAUACAUUGAGGGUAUGCUGGAACGUUUUAGUAUGGCUGACUGCAACCCAGUGGCGACACCAAUAGACUUAAAUCAAAAUUUAAGCUCAAAUAUGUGUCCAACUAACGAAAUCGAAAAACAUGGAAUGGCGAAAGUCCCAUAUAUGCAAGCGAUUGGGUGCUUAUUGUUUGCUUCACAAAUUACGCGCUCUCACAUAUGUUUCGCCGUGAAUCUAUUAAGCCGUUUUUCUACCAACCCUGGCAAAGCGCACUGGACUGCAAUCAAGCGUGUAAUGCGUUACUUAAAGGUUACAAUGCUUUAUGGUCUUGUUUUCAACAAAGAAGCGAGUGACAUAACGGGCUUUUGCGACGCAGACUGGGGUAGCGACUUAGACGAAAAGCGUUCGACGACAGGCUACAUAUUUCAAUUCCAAGGAAGUCCUAUUUCUUGGUGUACCCGCCGGCAACGAACAGUUGCGCUCUCAUCGAUUGAAGCCGAAUUCAUGUCUUUGACUGCAGCAAUUCAAGAAGCGACAGUGGCUACCGCGACUACAACACUAGCUGACACCAAGUGCAACUAA
Molecule: messenger RNA, 648 nt
Organism: Rhagoletis pomonella (apple maggot)
Lineage: Eukaryota; Metazoa; Arthropoda; Insecta; Diptera; Tephritidae
Product: secreted RxLR effector protein 161-like
Exons: 1
Coding region: 1-648 (215 amino acids)
Source: RefSeq, a predicted model, not a curated record